Mytilus trossulus (common blue mussel) is the source of this 4775-nucleotide messenger RNA. RefSeq lists its product as uncharacterized. The transcript is spliced from 14 exons. Bases 190 to 3525 code for a protein of 1111 amino acids. Gene Ontology annotation, molecular function: serine-type endopeptidase activity; protein binding. Gene Ontology annotation, biological process: proteolysis. NCBI's taxonomy places the organism in Eukaryota, Metazoa, Mollusca, Bivalvia, Mytilida, Mytilidae. Gene Ontology annotation, cellular component: membrane. The record is from RefSeq and is a predicted model, not a curated record.
UAUAUAAACAUUAAGUCGGCACCGUUAUCAAAUACUCAAACGACUCAUUCGUCAAUAAAAAUCGAGACUCGACAACAAUCAUCAAGUAUUCCGUCGUUACAAUUAUCAAGUAUUCUUUCGACACAAUCAUCAAGUAGUCUAUCUUCACAGUCAUCAAGUAUCCUGUCGUCGUUACAAACCUCAACUAUUAUGCCGUCACAAUCAUCAAGUAUUAUGACGUCACAAUCAUCAAUUAUUCUAUCGUCACAAUUAUCAAGUAUUCUUUCGUCACAAUCACCAAGUAUUCUGUCGUCGUUACAAUCCUCAACUAUUAUGCCGUCACAACCAUCAAGUAUUAUGUCGUCACAAUCAUCAAGUAUUAUGUCGUCACAAUCAUCAAGUUUUCUGUUGACAGAUGAUAUUAUUGCUUCGGGAUUGUCUAGCUACAGUGUCAUUUUCACUCCAACAAAAGGGGAAGUUUUGUUAACAAGCAUGUUGUUAUCUAGUACUUUAUUGACUGAUAUAUAUCAUGGGUUUUCAGAUAUAUCACAACCGCCUGUUUCAAUACCAGUUGUAGAUCAAACUACUAUUGUAGAUACAUUAAAUGAUGAUAAACAAAUUAAGCAACUUCCUAAUCAAAAGACAUUGUUAUUAACUCAAUCUAAUACAUUGAGCUCUGACAUGUCAUUAAUGGCAGAUUAUUUUUCAUCAAACAUUUAUGAUCCUACAGUAGUAAGGUCCACUUCUUCUUAUAACCCGGUGUCGGGUAUUCAAGAAAUUAGUGAAAUAUAUAAAGAAACACCACAUAUCUCUAGUUCAACGACAUCGUCAUUGACGAAUAACUUUCGAGUAACAUCAGAAACUUCGGAUUAUGGUUCUAUAUCGGACAUUGAUGUCAGUUCUGCUGUCUCGUUUCUUCCUAAAUCAUCGAUUGCCAAAGAUCCACCAAGUACAGAAGUACCAUCUACAUAUAACUUACCGGUAGCUUGUCACAUGACAGAACACAUAUUUUUGAACGGUACCGGUAGCUUGGUUGUAGAUAUAUCACCGUCAACAGGACAACUUGGCUGUUCAUGGUUAUUGCUUGGAAAUGUUAAUGAGACAAUUGAAGUCAAUAUAACAUACUUAAAUAUGUAUACUGGUGUUGACUGUGAAAGUGAAGGUGUUGUCUUACAUGACGGAUUUUCAUCCAAGGACGGUGUUUUAAUCAACUUGUGCAACUAUUCUUCUUAUUUUAACCUGUUGUCGUCUGGAGCGGCUUUAUUUGUUGAGGUUGCAACAAGAGGACAUAUUAAUUUUACAUUAGAAUAUAACAUCAAACUUAAAGGUUUGGAUUGUCCUGCCAGACUAUCAAAGUGUGGUGAAAGGAACUGUCUUCCAUCAGAAUGGUGGUGUGAUAACGAGGCUGAUUGUUACCAUGGUGAAGACGAACAGUCAUGUGGCCCUUGUGGAAAAGGUGAGUUUAGAUGUGGCAAUGGUCAGUGUAUUAAUGAUAUCUUACAGUGUAAUGGACGAUGUGAAUGUGAAGAUGCCUCAGACGAGAAUGGUUGUGCAAUGCUUGAUGAUAUGGUUCUCCGUAUACGUCAUGGUAGAUCUUGGCUUCCGGUCUGCGCAGAUGAUUGGGAGGACACAGUUGGUGAUUUCAUAUGUAAAUAUUUAUCAUUCGAUCAUUUCUUAGGAUCGCAAACUGUUCCUUCCAGUCAGACAGUAUAUAUGUCCCACAAGCAAGGACAACAAGAUGGCAACCAUUUGUAUAGUUAUUUACAUCCUUCGACGGUUUGCCAGAGUAGCGCGGAGAUUAUACUUAACUGUAGUAAGAAAGCUUGUGGAGAACGAAGCCCUUCAUUAAUGGUACCUUAUAUAAUUGGUGGCACCCAAGCAUAUAAAGGACAGUGGCCAUGGGUUGUUGCCGUUAGAAAAGGGAACAAUUUUAUCUGUGGAGGAACACUGAUAUCUGACCGCUGGGUGAUCACAGCUGGACACUGUGUUGAAAGUGUUCUUAGUGUACCACAUAUGGUGUCCAUCGUUACUGGCACUCCAUUGAAAGACGGAAGAGAUGGCCACGUUAUUCGUGUAUCAGAUAUUAUUAUGAACCCUGACUACAACUUUAUCUAUAAGGCAGAUAUCGCUGUGUUGCUUUUACAGAUGCCAGUUACGUUUGAUGAUUAUACAAAACCUAUAUGUCUGCCUAACACCUUACAACAUAUACCACGUGACUCUAUUUGUUAUACUGCUGGGUGGGGAUUAACGGAUCCAAAGGAUGCAACAUUACAAAAACGUCGAAAUGAUUUGAUGUAUGCUAAAGCGUUCAUGUGGUCUAACUCGAAAUGUAGUUUAGCAUAUUCAUCAGAUAUAAAUGAUGGAAUGGUAUGUGCUGGGAUUCUGGCGGGAAAAGGAGGCGACACAUGUCAAGGUGAUAGUGGUGGUCCACUUAUGUGUACAAAUAACCAUGGAACUUGGCAGUUGGUUGGUGUGACCAGUUGGGGUGGUGGUAUUUGUGGCAAAUCUACGUUACCGGGAGUGUAUACAAGAGUAGCAAAAUUUGAUACAUGGAUAAAGACUGUCACAUCAAUCAGAGAUCAUAACCAUAAUACUAAGUGUGAUUUUGAAAAGUCAGGAUUAUGUUCACUAGAGGAUAUAUCCAUGGGUAGCUUUAUGUGGACAAAACGGAAAGCAGGCUGGACUUUAGGAGGUCAACCUUUAACAGAUAGUACAACUCGAACAUCAGAAGGUCAUUAUGUAUACGCAGAUACAUAUAUGGUACAAGCAAACCAAUCCAAUAACGCAGUCCUUAAACAAAGACUCAGUGAUAAUGGGAAAGACAGGUGCUUGACAUUUUCUUACAAAUUUUUCAACAAUAACUGUUUAAAAUUAUCAGUUGUUGACGUCAGGAAUGAUGGUGUUCAGCAUGUAUUAUGGGAAUUGUCAUAUAUAUCCGGUGAUUGGAUGGAAGCAGCCAUAGCGAUUGCAUCACCAGUUACUGAAGUACAUGUUGUAGCUUCCCGGAUAAUUAACCAUUUUGAUGGAGGCGUUGCUAUAGAUGAUAUUGAAGUUUUAGAUAGAACAUGCAAUGAUACAAAUGUGUUUAAAUGUCAUUUUAAUAAUGGGAAUACAUGUGGAUAUACAAAUAGCAAGACAGACAUUGGGUACUGGGAAACACAUCAAUCUUUUACACUUUCUAACACCGAAUGGUGUUUAAGGUUUAAUGGUGACAAUUUCCCAUCUGGGACAAAAGCCAAGUUAACCUCGUCUAUUUUACACAGUAGCGGUCCAAGAUGUUUCAGUUUUGUGUACAAACUAUGUCACCAAAAUGCCAAUUACCUGUCUGUUUUAGUAGGAUACGUGUUUAAUGGCAUACAAUUCUAUGGAUCGAGCGUAUGGGCUAGAUCUGUUGGUACCAUGGAUUGCAGUGUCUGGUCCAAAGGACACGUAGAUAUACCAUCAAUAGCAUUAGAUCAUUUUAUUGCUAUACAAGUUGAACGCGGUCAUCAAUCUGAUUCUGUUUAUAUAGAUGAUAUUAUGCUUCAGAGUGGGAACUGUUUUUAGUGAAGAAGGAUCUAUGAAUUUUUGAUAGCUAGCAAAUACCAAGUUUUUCUAAAGAUGAUCCCAAAUCAGAAAAGAUGAGAACACAGCACACGUGAUGUGUUAGUUUUAAAAACUUACCUAUGUUGAUAUUUUGUCAAUUUCAUGGAGUUAUAGGUUACAUUCAUGUUAACAUACGCAAUUUCCCAUAGGAUCUUCUAUUACGACUAAAACUGUGUCACUUUACUAUAAAGUGUCGUCACAAAAUAGAUCCUCGAAUGGAAAGUUUAUAUAGACAAUAUCUGUUAAGUGUCUUUAUUUUAAAUGUCAGCUGUAUUUGUACGAGGCUACGAAACAGGUGUAAUGCGAGCUUUACAAAACACAAAAACUCACAUUUUUUGCAUUUAUUUUCGAUCUAAAGUCCCCUGAGGCUAGCGUAGUAAUAUUUAAAUCACACUUUCACCUAAAGACGGGUUCUCAAAAAUGAAUCUCGAAUGGUCAACAAUAAUACAUCGCUCAAGGUGAAUCAUUAUCUAUUUUAACAUAACACCUAAUUUCAACAGGAAAACAAAUAACAAAGCAUUAUCCAAUUAGAUUCAGAAGUGUACGAGUUGGCCUACGGUUCAAAAUUUUGAACUGAACUUGACAUUUACUAAACUUGCAUGCUGAAUUUGACAUGGUUGAUUUUGUUACACGUGUACACUUUCAACUUUAAAAUCGAUGAUUGUCCUCGCUGAAAAUACUGCUGUUUAUGAUUGUCUAUUAUCAAACAAUUGGUUUAGUUCUUGUUGCUCUAAAGAAAUGUUUGAGAACAAACAGAACGUAUAAAAGUAAUCGUUAGUUCGUAUAAGGUCAAACAUAACUUCAUUGAAAUGCGACUGCGAUACACAUUCUGAGGUCACGCAUGUUCAUACAACACUCAUCAACAGCAACACGCAAAGUCUUGGAAUUAAAUUACACGUGUGAUCAAACCUAAAAAUGUUAACCUAGAUAAUUUAUUUUGCUGUCCAAAUUGAUUCGCCAAUAAAAAUUGUUCAUGUAGUAAAACAUCUUAUUUUACUGUUCUUUCAAUAUUCAGUCAACCUAUAAAUACAAAUACGCAGUCACUUUCCCAAUUAAAAGAUGUUAAAUUACUAACAAACCAGUAAAAUAAAACAAAAACCGAACUCCAUUGUCAAUUGAUGCCAUGAAUAUUAGUGAUGUUAUCCAAUCAAAAUGAACGUUACAAACAUUGUUGCUUUAGAACACUAAGUAGAUAAUAUAAAAAAGUCAUA